AUGACUUCAGUAACCCACAGAGACACUUUGGAGCAGGACGAGGCCGAACGCGCUGAGGACAGAGUAGUGAGGAGACACGGUGCGUUUCGCUCCAUGCUGCGCGGCCUCUUCUGGCCUUUCGGCAUCGUGGUACGUGCAUUCCGCGGGUUUUGGUGGGUGCUCGGCUUCCGGCAGCCACGGGAGAAAGCCCUCCAAGGCCCGGAGGUUUCCAGCCCGGCGCGCCAGAGCCUCGCCGGCCGCAAGCGCCUGCGCAGGGUCACCCGCCUGCUGCUGUCUGUCCUGCCCCGCUGGGCGCAGGGCGUCCUGGGAUACCCCGUGUCCAGCAACAUUGGGCGCUCCCUCUCCCCGGAAAUCAGAGUGUCUCCCACUAAACCUUGUGGAAAGGGCAGUAAGAGAAAGCAGGACGAGUUGGACGAGGAUGAGGAGGAAGAAGAGCAUCAGACCUGGGUGGAGGCGCUCACUCAGGAGCUUGCAGAUGACGACGGCCCUGAGGAGGAUCCUGAUUAUGAGCCCAGUACUGUAGAGACGGAGAGUGAAGAGUAUCGUUCGCACAAUAACACGGAAAGUGACAUCGAGAUUCAGGAGAAAGGCGUGGUCGUUAUUGAAGACGUGAACACGGUAAGACCUAUGGAGAUGCAGUGUUUAUGA
Messenger RNA from Chelmon rostratus (copperband butterflyfish), 648 nucleotides. RefSeq names its product oogenesis-related gene (gene org). Lineage: Eukaryota; Metazoa; Chordata; Actinopteri; Chaetodontiformes; Chaetodontidae. Bases 1 to 648 code for a protein of 215 amino acids. The record is from RefSeq and is a predicted model, not a curated record. The transcript is spliced from 5 exons.